Molecule: messenger RNA, 768 nt
Organism: Procambarus clarkii (red swamp crayfish)
Lineage: Eukaryota; Metazoa; Arthropoda; Malacostraca; Decapoda; Cambaridae
Source: RefSeq, a predicted model, not a curated record
AUGCUUCCGACGUGCAGGCAUGCGUCAUGCUUCCGACGUGCAGGCAUGCGUUCAUGCUUCCGACGUGCGGGCAUGCGUCAUGCUUCCGACGUGCAGGCAUGCGUUCAUGCUUCCGACGUGCGGGCAUGCGUCAUGCUUCCGACGUGCGGGCAUGCGUCAUGCUUCCGACGUGCGGGCAUGCGUCAUGCUUCCGACGUGCGGGCAUGCGUCAUGCUUCCGACGUGCGGGCAUGCGUCAUGCUUCCGACGUGCGGGCAUGCGUCAUGCUUCCGACGUGCGGGCAUGCGUCAUGCUUCCGACGUGCGGGCAUGCGUCAUGCUUCCGACGUGCAGGCAUGCGUUCAUGCUUCCGACGUGCGGGCAUGCGUCAUGUUUCCGACGUGCGGGCAUGCGUCAUGUUUCCGACGUGCAGGCAUGCGUCAUGUUUCCGACGUGCAGGCAUGCGUCAUGCUUCCGACGUGCGGGCAUGCGUCAUGCUUCCGACGUGCAGGCAUGCGUCAUGCUUCCGACGUGCAGGCAUGCGUUCAUGCUUCCGACGUGCGGGCAUGCGUCAUGCUUCCGACGUGCAGGCAUGCGUCAUGCUUCCGACGUGCAGGCAUGCGUCAUGCUUCCGACGUGCAGGCAUGCGUUCAUGCUUCCGACGUGCGGGCAUGCGUCAUGCUUCCGACGUGCAGGCAUGCGUCAUGCUUCCGACGUGCAGGCAUGCGUCAUGCUUCCGACGUGCAGGCAUGCGUCUUGCUUUCAAUAGUGGAUUACGUCACACCCAAUAG